This is a messenger RNA of Chenopodium quinoa (quinoa), 1588 nucleotides long. RefSeq lists its product as uncharacterized. The transcript is spliced from 2 exons. Lineage: Eukaryota; Viridiplantae; Streptophyta; Magnoliopsida; Caryophyllales; Amaranthaceae. Bases 215 to 1381 code for a protein of 388 amino acids. The record is from RefSeq and is a predicted model, not a curated record.
AUGUAUUAAUUAUUAACGUAAAAUUUUGGUUCACAUUCCAUUUUUAUUUUUUUUUUACAAACAUAUUCCAUAUUUUAACCAAGUAUUUUGUUAUUUAAAUUCAAUCGUUCAUUCGUUUGUUCUUAAACGUUUGGAGUACACAAAAUACCUAGCUGUCAAACUUUUGUAUGCGUUGAUCUUUGGCGCACCAUUUCACGCAGUGAAUUAGUCGUCAAUGGGCAGACGUAGUCGUGAUGCAGGCUAUCACCCUAAUAUUACAAAGCCACAGAAACUAAUACGGCGAACAAACUUGAAGAACAUUGAUAUCCAUCUUCCGUUAAAAACUCGCCGCGGAAUACUUUGUUCCACAGACAAUAUUCGUAGAACUCCAGGUUCUACGAAUAUACCCAGUGAGCCGAUCUGUGCAGCCAUUGGGAAUAUAGAGAUCAAGCCCAUCAUUGUUAAGCAAUCAAGUCGUAGUACUAGUAAUGAUGAUUUACUACUACGCGACAGUAAUAAUCAAAAGGUUGACUUAAAAAAUGAGGGUUUUAAAUUCUCUAUUUGUACAAGUCUAUACAAUUUAGGAAAUGCCAAUUUGAUGAAACUAACAUCAAAUAAACAUGGCAUGGAGUAUGGACUUGGCAAACCUUUAGUCGAAUCGAAUGAGGAACAUGUAAACGCUUGGGCCGAAAGAAAGAACAUUGACAAUGUAUCGAAUACUUUCGGACCCAACCGUAACAUGAUUCCUAGAGAUGUGAAUGAAUUAGUCAAACAAAAAGGGUUGCUAUUAAAGAGGUUCGACUAUUGGUACAAUUGGUAUAGCAAAACAAAAGAAAACAUACCUUGCUUAAGGAGUGACCAAAUGGCUAUAAAUAAGCUCAAGGAAGAAGGAUACGUAUUCGAAAAACGCAAGAUUAUUGGACCGAUACCUGGCGUUAAGAUUGGAGAUAGUUUUAAUCUUAGAGUUCAGCUUGUGAUCAUGGGACUUCAUACUCAAGAUACCAAAGGAAUUGACUAUAUGAGUACGACCGAAGGUAAGGUAUCAAUAGCAACAUCAAUUGUAACCAUGGAAGGUUACAACGACGUGUUCGUGAACUCGGACGAGCUUAUAUAUACUGGCGAAGGAAGUACUUUCGAGCGCAAUGUUAAGUUUCCUAAAGAUCGGAGGCUGGAAGGGGGUAAUUUUGCAUUGUCGAAAAGCAUGAUGAAAGGCACUUUUGUGAGGGUUAUUCGUGGAUUCAAGAUUAAGGGUGAAAAGAAUAUGAAAAAUUAUGUUUAUGAUGGUUUGUACAAUGUUGUUCAUUGCUACCAAGAAAGGGCGCAACAUGGUCGGAUGCAAUGGAAGUUUAAGUUAUUGAGGUGUUCUGGUCAAAAUUACAUUGAUUGGAAAAGCAUAAGGUAAUUUAAUGAUAAAUUACUUCAUUACUCGAAUCUUUUUGUUAGACAGAAAGAUCAAUAGAAUGAAAUUUUUUUUAAGGGAGUGGGUUUUUUAUGGAGUAUUGUUUAGUCGAGAUGUUUUCAUUUUCAACCCUUAUCAAAGUAAUUGUUUGGAAGACCGUUUAAAUUAAAAUUUAUUUGGAACGUAUAAAAAUACUCUUUUUCAACUCUU